Hydatigera taeniaeformis is the source of this 672-nucleotide messenger RNA. The record is from the annotation of a GenBank genome assembly. Lineage: Eukaryota; Metazoa; Platyhelminthes; Cestoda; Cyclophyllidea; Taeniidae.
AUGCCUCCUCAGGUGGCUCGAGGAAUUCAAGUCUAUGUGAAGGAGGCGGCACUACCGCACAGUCUACUGCGCUCACAGUUAAUUAAGCAUCUAGUAGGAAUGCGACAAAUACGACGUGAAAAUGUCAAUGCCUUUGCGGGAUGCUGCAUGACACCGGACUCCUUCAGUCUUGUUUUCGACUACUGCCAUCGUGGAAGCCUUCAGGACGUCAUUAACAACCGAAGCAUCACGUUCGACUGGGAUUUUAAGCUCUCUCUCAUGAAUGACAUGAUAAGGGGGAUGGAGUUCCUCCACAGCACAAGUCUCAAAGCUCACGGACGACUGAAGUCAACCAAUUGUGUUGUCACUUGUCGGUAUGCCCUGAAAAUCACAGACUACGGCAUCCCGAAAAUCCACAAUUUAACAGGCAGACAUCCUUCAGACAUUCUACAAGACAAAUUGUGGACAGCGCCUGAGCUGCUGCGCGAUGAGGAGGCAGGUGUGAUGGGAAGCAAGGCGGGUGAUGUCUAUGCUUUUGCCAUAAUACUGCACGAAGUCUUCUACCAGACCAAACCAUAUGGAGUGGAAUGGACAUCAGUGGAGGAGAUACUGGAGCGUGUGAUGGCCAUGGAGAAUCCGCCAUUUCGUCCAAAGGUGAUUGCUUUGACUCAGCGAAGAGCACACUUGCGUUGA